AUGUCCGGCCUUCUUCGGUCCGAGGAAAUGUCCCUCGUUCAGAUCUUCAUCCCUCCAGAUGUCGCUCAUCCCACCGUUGCCGAACUAGCCAAACUGGGGCGGGUGCAAUUCAAAGAUCUCAAUGCAGACGUGAACCCGUUCCAAAGAACUUACGUGGCCGAAAUCCGAUUGCUCGAUGAAAUGACCCGUCGACUGACCUUCUUCAACUCUCUCUUGGAGGCGGAAAACAUCACGGCGCGGCCCUUGCAACAUUCCACAUCGGCCCACCUCCUAGACCCAUCCUCUGACUCGCAUUAUGCCUCGCUGUUGGACUCGUUGAAUUUGGAGCUUAAGGACCAAGAGAUUCGCUUGAAUACGAUGAAUGCAAGCUACGAUACUCUUCGCAAGAGGCUCGGCGAACUAGAAGAGGCUCAGCAUGUCCUCAGAGAAACUGCAAUCUUCUUCGAGCGCGCCCAACAUCGAAGCCCAGAAGAAGAACGUCCCAUGAGGGGCAGCUUUGACGACGAUCGUGCGGGACUGUUGGAUAAUGCUGCCGAGGCCGGACGCGCCGACCUCCCUGAUGAAUCUGGCCUCGGUGGUGCUGCCUUUGAGCUGGAGUUCGUGGCCGGAACGAUCGACCGGGCCCGAAUGCCUACGUUCGAACGAGUUCUUUGGAGAGUUCUGCGGGGGAAUCUAUAUUUGAAUUGGGCGGAAAUCGAUGAGCCACUCACCUCAGCUAUGGCCGCCUUACCCGCCUCGGCCUCUCAAGCCGAACAAGAAAAGGCUAAAGCCAUGCGCAAAGUGGUAUUCAUAAUAUUUGCUCAUGGCGAUGAACUCCGAAGCAAGAUUCGAAAAAUCUCUGAAUCCUUGGGUGCAAACGUUGUGCCGGUCGACCCGAACCCGUCGGCCCGAGAAAAUUCACUCAGGGAUAUUACUUCUCGGAUCGAGGAUAUUAGCGUGGUAUUGUACAAUACUAACCAAACGCGUCGAACUGCAGUCAGCAACAUUGCCGAAGCCUUAGCCGGAUGGUGGGCGUUGGUGAGGAAGGAGAAACUCAUCUAUGCGACUAUGAACAAAUUCUCGCACGACCAACGACGAUCGGCUCUAGUCUCCGAGGGCUGGGUUCCUACCAGGGAUAUCUCUGCAGUCCAACAGGCGUUGUAUCGGGCCACGGAGAGAUUGGGCACCGGUGUACCGGCGAUCUUACAUGAGCUUCGGACCACCACUAAGCCGCCAACGUUCCAUCGAACCAAUAAGUUCACCGAAGGAUUUCAGGCCAUCGUCGAUGCAUACGGAAUCGCAACCUACCAGGAAGUCAAUCCUGCUCUCUUCACUAUCAUCACCUUCCCCUUCCUCUUCGCCGUCAUGUUUGGCGAUAUCGGCCAUGGUUUUAUCAUGUUUAUGGCUGCCUUGUACUUGGUCGUCAAGGAAAAAGAACUCGCAAAAGUCAAGAAUGAGAUCUUUUCGAUGUUCUUCUUUGGUCGUUAUAUUGUCCUCUUGAUGGGUGCAUUUGCGGUCUUCACUGGCAUCAUGUACAACGACAUCUUCUCGCUUUCGCUAACCCUGGCCAAGUCGGCUUGGAAGUGGCCCGAGCAUAUCUCUCCGGGUACCGUCACGGCUGAGCUAACAGACGCCCGCUACCCUAUCGGUAUCGAUCCCAAUUGGCACGGAGCUGAAAACAACUUAAUCUUUACUAACUCUUUGAAAAUGAAGAUGUCAAUCAUCCUCGGUGUCAUACACAUGACGUUUGCCAUUUGCUUGCAAGUCCCAAACCACAUCUUCUUUGGUCGGUUUAAUAGUAUUUGGGCCGAAUUUCUGCCCCAGCUGUUGUUCAUGGAGUCGAUUUUCGGAUAUCUCGUUCUGACUAUUCUCUACAAGUGGUCCGUGGACUGGUCUCAGCCAGGUUCAGGAAACCCUCCCAACAUCUUGAAUAUGCUGAUCUACAUGUUCUUAGCGCCAGGCUCGGUCGAUCCGGAGGAGCAACUUUAUGCAGGCCAACCGUUCAUACAAGUCGUCCUCCUGUUGUUGGCUUUGGUAUGCAUUCCUUGGAUGCUCUGUGUGAAGCCCUAUCUGGAAUAUCAGGCACACCAGAAGAUCCUUGGCCAGGGAUAUGGCAGAGUAGCCGGCCAAAACCACAGCCAGGAUGAGCUGCGACGGACCAGUCACGAAGUGGACGAAGAGGAGGCUGGGCAUGUUGCCUCGCAUCACGAUGGUGACGGAGAUGAACACGGUUUUGACAUGGGAGACAUCAUCAUCCAUCAAUCCAUCCAUACCAUCGAGUUCGCCCUGGGAUGCAUCUCCAACACCGCGUCCUACCUCCGUUUAUGGGCCUUGUCUCUCGCACAUGCCCAGUUGAGUGAAGUGUUGUGGUCGAUGACCAUCAAGCUUGCGUUUGGAGUAGAGGGCUUGAUGGGGAUCAUUUCGACCGUCGUUUUGUUUGCCAUGUGGAUGAGCUUGACAGUCGCUAUCUUGAUCGUGAUGGAAGGCCUCUCGGCUUUCUUACAUGCUCUCCGAUUACACUGGGUCGAGAGUAAUGGUAAACAUUAUGAGGGUGCUGGUUACCAAUUUGAUCCUCUGUCAUUCAACGGAAUCGAUGAAGGAUACGACUAG
Molecule: messenger RNA, 2589 nt
Organism: Puccinia triticina
Lineage: Eukaryota; Fungi; Basidiomycota; Pucciniomycetes; Pucciniales; Pucciniaceae
Exons: 11
Coding region: 1-2589 (862 amino acids)
Biological process (GO): vacuolar acidification; proton transmembrane transport
Cellular component (GO): vacuolar proton-transporting V-type ATPase complex; fungal-type vacuole membrane; vacuolar proton-transporting V-type ATPase, V0 domain
Molecular function (GO): ATPase binding; proton-transporting ATPase activity, rotational mechanism
Source: RefSeq, a predicted model, not a curated record